AGGAACAUGUGUGCCACCAAAGGUCCGCCUCUAAAAGUGCACUGUUAACACAAAGCGUGGAAGUGGGAGGUGAUAGGAAAAGCAGAUUUCCUGUUGUUGGGGAGUCAGAACGACAGGAGAGAGUGAGAUUGAGAGAGAGGGGGCACGACAGAGGGAUACAGAGAACAACCAAAGUUAUUACAGGGUAAAAUGGGAAUAGCAGCCAUCCUAGUCAUCGUCUUGUGUAUGUGUUCACUCAGCUUGACUGAUCUGGACAGCGGCACCAAAGAUGGAGAUCCUUUCGAUGCAACACCAACUGAGAACCCAGAGACUCAGAGGAAACAGGCAAGAGAAGACUUAACGGAGGAGCAAGAGCCCAGUCCUGUCUCAGACUUUGACAACACAUACAACUAUAUUUUGUCCAGGCUGGCAGCAAUGGAUCAGGCCAUCCACAGACUGAAUGUCGGCCAAUACACCCUGGACGUGAAGGUGACCCAACUGUUGGACAGAGUGUCCCGGCUGGACGGCACCCUCGGGGAGGUAGAGGAGACCAUGCAACAGAUAUCGCUCCUCACGAAAGAAAACCGCAAGGAGAUUGGCCGCUUGGAGGGAUGUCAGAAGGGCCGACGGGUGGGGUAUAAGUGCUAUCUGGUCUACCGCACAUACGAGACAUAUGCAGGGGCAGCCCAGAAGUGCCUGGAGCGGGGUGGAAGGAUGGCCAUGCCUCGAGACAGGAAGGAACAGGAAGCCCUGGCAGACUACGUCAAGGCUUUCUUUCAGCCAGGGAACUGGCCUGUGUGGCUGGGCAUCAAUGACCUGCGCUCUGAGGGACUCUACCUGUUUGAGGACAACACACGUGUCACCUACUUCCAGUGGCGCAAGCACUUCCUCUCCAGCCAGCCGGACGGAGGCAAGCGGGAGAACUGUGUGGCCAUGGCGUCAGAUGAUGGGGACUGGUGGGACAACUAUUGUGACAGGAAUAUGUCUUACCUCUGUGAGUUUGAUGCCUAAUCCUUUUCUUCAAACUUUUGACAAGUAUCUGACAUUUCAGAAACACAAAUCCAGCCAAGCUUGACAAAAAUGUACCUAGUAGAUAAUCUAUCAUGAGUAGUUGUCUAUCUUGUUAUAUAGUAAAAUCUUUUGUUUUUUUGUUUAAAAAGCAAUAGGGGAUGUCAUUGAUCCACAAAGAAGUGGGUUGUAAUCUAUAUAUCAUACUGUUCAAUACUCAAGAACAUUUUAGUUUACUAGCUGAUGGUGCUUGUGUUGAAUAAUAAUCCAUAACACAUUUAACAUACUGUUAAAAAAUAGAAAACAGUAUCAAACCCAUGGCCUAACAUACUGCACAGACAGACAGUGCUCAUCUUAGUCCACACUGAAAAAAUAAAUAUAUACGUAAUUUAUUACUCACUCUAAGCUAUGCAAAUCUCUUUAGCUGAAUACGGAAUACUUUGGAUCGAAUAUUUAAUCUAAAAUUGGAUUAUCAAAAUAUUUAUUCAGUUUAUCAUGAUUAAAAGCAUACCAUGUUAUUACUGUACUUUUUCCCAGUUAAUGUAAACAGCAUAGUUCCAGGACAAAUAUUGGGCAAUAAAAUAUUUGAAAAUACUCGGUCACAGUAUCAUGAUCGGAUUUGUUUUACUCAUAAAGUCAGUGAUUAUCCUUAAAGGGGCAGUGCAGUCAAAAACUUGAUUUCCAGUGUUUAUUUUACACAGUGUACAAAACGUUAAGAACACUGUCCUAAUAUUGAGUUAAACUCAAUUGUCUCAAGGCUUAAAAAUCAUUCUUUAACCUUUCUCCUCCCCUUCAUCUACACUGAUUGAAGUGGAUUUAACAAGUGACAUCAAUAAGGGAUCAUAGCUUUCACCUGAAUUAACCUGGUCAGUCUAUCAUGGAAAGAGCAUAAUGCUUUGUACACUCAGUUUAUAUUUCCAUACUAUGAGGUUGCAAUAAUACUUUGAAAUUGUAACAUCACCAGGUGGUAUAAGUUAAUUAAGUGAUAAAUCCCGUGAUAAUGUGAUAAUGGCACGGGUGUUGUCAGGCCUGAGACGAACCGUGCCAAUAUAUCAUCCAAAACACCAGCUUCGAGCGGCUGGUUGGUCGUUCGUUCUAUUGGUUCGGUUGCCAGAGAUGCGACCCAGUCGUUCAGUCUUUUGUUCUGUAUCUAUGGACGCAACUCAGUCGUUCGUUCUAAAUGUUCCAUUGCCAUACUGGCUGGCAAUGUUCUUUAAAAAAUAAAAAAUGAAAAUGUUAUUUAACCUUUAAUCAUGCAAGUCAGUAAAGAACAAAUUCUUAUUUACAACUCUCAUUAGGCUCCUCCAAUUAGGCCCCUCUCUCAGACAGUCCUAGCUAAAUUCUUGCUUGAGAAAUUGCAGUUUGCUAAGAAGCUAUUUUGUUUUCAAUUAAAAUGGUCAAAAAUAAUCACAGUAAAUUACUUAAUUGUUACCCAGAAAUGAUUUAAUAUUCAGAUAAAAAUGGCUGCAAUGGACCUUCAAAAAUCCUUGAGAUCUGAAUUAAUUUAAUAAAAAGUUAGAACAUUAGAAUUGAAAAAUAUAAAAUUCAGUCAGGAAUAAUAGCACUAGCGCAGCACUGAUCCCGCAGCAGGAAUGGUGAUUGUUCUUGGCUUGUGAGUUCCAUUCAGACACUGCUCUUCAUGAGGUCAUAAGCUUGAGCCGUGUCUUCAUCCACACAAGCCAAGGAGGUGCCCUUCCAAUGAGGGGUCAGUGCCAUGUCCACUCAGAUGGAGCGAGUCACUACUACAUUAUAAGCUAGUAGGAUGGCCACCAGACGAGAUGGUAGCCACCAUCUGUGUUACUUCAGGCUUGUCCAUUGGAUUCUUGCAGGGAUGAGAGAGGAUCACUUUCCCGUCUUCAUUCAGGACAAAGUUAGCGCCCAUCUGAAAUCACAUCAAAAACUGAAUUAUAAUGAGGACAUGGAUUAUACAAACCUAUCCCAAAAUAAUUGGGCAUUGUAUAAAUAAUUUUCUUCAUAGAAAGAGGAAAUAUUAUUUUGUGUAUUUAAUGUAUACUGUAUCUUAAGUAGGAGGUCAUUAAUCCAAAUAAAAGUUGUAAUUUUAUUUCGGACAAAAUCUUCAAUGGAACCUGCAGAAUAACAAAUAAACAAUGUAGCUGAU
Molecule: messenger RNA, 3106 nt
Organism: Oncorhynchus masou masou (cherry salmon)
Lineage: Eukaryota; Metazoa; Chordata; Actinopteri; Salmoniformes; Salmonidae
Product: C-type lectin domain family 11 member A-like
Exons: 4
Coding region: 190-990 (266 amino acids)
Source: RefSeq, a predicted model, not a curated record